CUCCCGGGUGACGCGGACGCUGUUUAGAGGGGCGGUGCCCGGCUGGGGUGCUUGGGAUGCGCGUGCGCACAGGAGGGCUCGUUUCGCCUUCCCAUCCUAGGGCGAAAAGAUGAAGAGAGUAUUUUCCCUAUUAGAAAAAACUGUGCUUGGUUCCCCUGUGCAAUUUGCUUGGCAGAAGACAUUAGGAAACUUCAUUGCUAUUACCGGGUCGGAUCACACUGUAAAAAUAUUUGAUCGCCAUGGUCAAAAGAAAAAUGAAAUCAGUCUAUCUGGCAACUGCAUUGCAAUGGACUGGGAUCAAGAUGGAGAUACCCUAGCAAUAAUUGCUGAUAAAUCCAGUUCCAUUUAUCUGUGGGAUGCCAACACAAACAAAACCAGCCAGGUGGAUACUGGCAUGAGGGAACUGAUGUCUUUCUUGCGCUGGUCGAAAACGGAAGCCUUACUUGCUGCUGGAACAGCCAAGGGAAACUUGCUAAUAUAUAAUCACCAAACUUCUCGCAAGAUUCCUAUCCUCGGUAAACACACCAAGCGAAUCACGUCCGGCUGUUGGAGCAAUGGGAAACUUAUAGCAUUAGGUGGUGAAGACAAAUUGAUAACAAUUAGUAACCAUGAAGGGGACACUAUCCGAGUGGGAACAGUGAAAGGAGAACCCAGUGAUAUGCAGUUCAUAGUCAUGAAGACAGAUGACAGAACCUCAGGAAGCGAGACCACAGUAAGUGUUGUGCUUGGCAAGAAAAUACUGUAUCUUUUUAAUUUCCAAGAUCCCGAUAACCCAAUUGAACUGCAGUUUCAACAGCACUAUGGGAGCAUUGUGGCUUACAAAUGGUAUGGGGAUGGUUAUAUCAUGAUUGGUUUCUCGCUCGGCUUCUUUGUGGUGAUCUCUACACACAUUCGAGAGAUUGGUCAUGAAAUCUUACAAGUUUGCAAUCAUAAAGAUAAUUUGACAAGCAUUGCAAUAUCACAGUCGCUCAACAAAGCUGCAUCGUGUGGAGAUAACUGCAUUAAGAUCCAUGACCUGUCAGACCUAAAUGAAAUGUAUGCAAUAAUAAACUUAGAAGAUGAAAAUAAAGGUUUAGAUCAGCUGUCGUGGACUGAUGAUGGGCAACUGCUGGCCGUGUCUGCAAAGAGAGGAUCCCUUCACGUCUUCCUAACAAAGCUCCCCAUUCUUGGAGACUCUUGCAGCACUCGGAUUGCGUACCUCACCUCACUCCUUGAAGUCACUGUAGCCAACCACAUUGAAAGAGAGAUACCAGUUACAGUUUCUGUGGAAGUCGAGCCCAGCUUUGUUGCUGUGGGACAUUACCACUUGGCUGUGGGCAUGAAUAAUCGUGCAUGGUUUUAUGCUCUUGGAGAGAACAGUGUCAAAAAACUCAAGGACAUGGAAUAUCUCGGAACUGUAAACAAUAUGUGCCUUAAUUCUGAUUAUGCUGCGGCCCUUUUUGAGGGUAAAGUCCAGUUACAUAUGAUAGAAAGUGAAGUCCUGGGUACCCAGGAAGAACGGGAGACCAGACUGUUUCCCGAUAAUGAUGAUAAAAGUAAAAUUUUGUGCCAUACUUUAACUAGUGACUUCCUCAUCUAUGGUACUGAUGCUGGAAUUAUUCAAUAUUUUUACAUUGAAGACUGGCAAUAUGUGAACGACUAUCGACAUCCUGUCAGUGUGCGAAAAAUCUUCCCAGAUCCCAGCGGCUCCAGACUAGUUUUUAUUGAUGAUAAAAGUGAUGGCUUUGUCUACUGUCCUGUAAAUGAUGGCGUCUAUGAGAUUCCAAAUUUCCAGCCAACAAUCAAGGGCAUUCUGUGGGAAAACUGGGCUAUGGACAAGGGAGUAUUUGUUGCAUAUGAUGAUGAUAAAAUAUAUACUUAUGUCUUCCAUAAGGAUACUAUACAAGGAUCCAAGGUGAUUUUGGCAGGAGGCACUAGAGUUCCUUAUUCUCACAAGCCAUUGUUGUUAUAUAACGGAGAAUUAACCUGCCAGACUCAAAGUGGGAAAACCAACACUGUUGCCCUUAGCACUCAUAGCUUUCUUGGUACUUUAAAAAGCGUGGGGCCUAACGAUCUGAAACAAAUGCUUACCCAGACCAUAAUGUUGAAAAGAUUUUCAGAGGCAUGGGAGUUGUGCAAACUGCUGAACAGUCCGUCCAGUUGGAAUGAGCUAGCCAGAGCUUGUUUACAUCACAUGGAGUUGGAGUUUGCAAUUCGGGUUUACAGGACGAUCAGGAAUGUGGGAAUGGUCAUGUCACUAGAGCAAAUAAAGGGUAUAGAAGACCACAACCUUCUGGCGGGGCACCUUGCCAUGUUUACUAGUGACUUUAAUUUGGCUCAGGAUUUGUAUUUAGCAUCUUCUUGUCCUUCUGUUGCCCUUGAGAUGAGAAGAGAUUUGCAGCACUGGGACAGUGCAUUGCAGCUGGCUAAGCGUUUGGCACCAGAUGAAAUCCCCUUCAUAUCAAAGGAAUAUGCUAUACAACUGGAAUUCACUGGAGAUUAUGUGAAUGCUCUGGCACACUAUGAAAAAGGAAUUACAGGGAACAAUAAGUUCCAGGAGCAUGAUGAGGCCUGCCUUGCUGGAGUUGCUCAGAUGUCUAUUCGCAUGGGUGAUAUUCGGCGAGGCGUUAACCAAGCCAUCAAGCAUCCUAGCAGGGUUCUAAAAAGAGAUUGUGGAGCCAUUCUGGAGAGCAUGAAGCAAUUUUCAGAAGCUGCCCAGCUCUAUGAAAAAGGGCAAUAUUAUGACAAAGCUGCAUCAGUAUAUAUCCGUUGCAAAAAUUGGGCCAAGGUUGGUGAGCUUCUGCCCCAUGUGUCCUCGCCAAAGAUACAUUUACAGUAUGCCAAAGCAAAGGAAGCAGAUGGCAGGUACAAAGAAGCUGUCUUGGCCUAUGAAAAUGCCAAGCAAUGGGACAAUGUUAUCCGGCUGUAUUUGGAUCAUCUGAACAACCCUGAGAAGGCUGUUAGCGUUGUAAGAGAAACACAGUCUCUUGAUGGAGCCAAAAUGGUGGCCAGAUUUUUUCUACAAUUAGGUGACUACGGUUCUGCCAUCCAAUUUUUGGUCCUGUCCAAAUGUAAUAAUGAAGCUUUUUCCCUGGCCCAGCAGCACAAUAAGAUGGAGAUUUAUGCCGACAUAAUUAGUGAGUUCGAGAACACCACAAAUGGGAAGAACUAUCAGAGUAUUGCCUUAUAUAUUUUGAAGGGGGAGAAAAGCUUACUUCGGGCUGGGAAGUUCUUUCCUUCUAUAUGCAGUCACUACUCAGAGGCAUUAAAGCACUUUUUGAAAGGAUCCAAACAUACAGAUAGUUGUUCCACGACUGGCUAUGAAAUGGCAAUAGAGACGGUGGGACAGGCAAAGGAUGAAACUCUGACUAAUCAACUCAUAGAUUACCUCAUGGGAGAGAGUGAUGGAGUACCAAAGGUGAAACAGAAAAUUAAAAUACCUUCUGAGAUGGCUACGAACCUGAUGAUUCUGCACAGCUAUAUUUUAGUAAAGAUUCACGUGAAGUAUGGUGACCAUUUGAAGGGGGCACGUAUGCUGAUUCGCGUGGCCAACAAUAUCAGCAAGUUCCACAUUAAGUACAUUGUCCCCAUCCUGACCUCCACUGUCAUUGAAUGUCAUCGAGCAGGACUGAAAAAGUCCGCAUUUGGUUUUGCUGCAAUGUUGAUGAGACCAGAAUACCGGAAUAAAAUUGAUGUGAAAUAUAAAAAGAAGAUUGAAGCGAUGGUCAGACGACCUGACACGUCAGAAGCCGAAGAGCCAACAACACCUUGCCCCUAUUGUGAAUUCUUGCUACCUGAAUGUGAGCUUCUCUGUCCUGGCUGUAAAAAUAACCUUCCCUACUGCAUUGCUACAGGACGGCAUAUGGUGCAAGGUGACUGGACUGUGUGUCCCCACUGUGACUUCCCUGCCCUGUUUUCAGAGUUCAGAAGCUUGUUGCAGAAUGAAAGCACAUGUCCAAUGUGUUCAGAAAAAGUAAAUAUUGUCAGCCUUAUGAAAAUAGUUGACUGUACACCACAUCUCAACCUUGAAGUAGAAUAAUUAUUACAGUCAAAUUAGAUACAACAUUAUACGUGCCAGAAAAUGGAUUUUGGCUAUUGUGUAACAUGAUGAAAAUUACUUCUGAGUCAGAACAUACAACCGUGUGCAUUUUCAGAAGACAUUGGCCAAGACAAGUGCUACAGCAUUCAAGAAAGCAUCAAAGGUUUGAAUCCAGUGGUACUGCUGUUUAAAAAUUUUAUAGUUUCCAAAUCUGUUCUAAUUCUGAGCCUGUAAAUAUUUAUAUUUUGAUAGAUUGUUUGUACUAUAGCCUUUUCAGUUUACAAUAAAAGUUUGAAUGAA
Messenger RNA from Sphaerodactylus townsendi, 4318 nucleotides. It is a transcript of the gene WDR19, whose product is annotated as WD repeat domain 19. Gene Ontology annotation, cellular component: cilium; intraciliary transport particle A. NCBI's taxonomy places the organism in Eukaryota, Metazoa, Chordata, Lepidosauria, Squamata, Sphaerodactylidae. The record is from RefSeq and is a predicted model, not a curated record. Gene Ontology annotation, biological process: intraciliary retrograde transport; cilium assembly. Gene Ontology annotation, molecular function: protein binding.